This is a messenger RNA of Adelges cooleyi (spruce gall adelgid), 3305 nucleotides long. It is a transcript of the gene Appl, whose product is annotated as amyloid-beta-like protein. The transcript has 11 exons. Lineage: Eukaryota; Metazoa; Arthropoda; Insecta; Hemiptera; Adelgidae. Bases 300 to 2516 code for a protein of 738 amino acids. Gene Ontology annotation, biological process: central nervous system development; axonogenesis. The record is from RefSeq and is a predicted model, not a curated record. Gene Ontology annotation, molecular function: heparin binding; transition metal ion binding. Gene Ontology annotation, cellular component: neuronal cell body; neuron projection; membrane.
CUCGUACGACAUUCCUGCGACGAGCGAGCGACACUGCGGUUGUACUCCGCGUUGUACUCUGGACGCGCGCGGCACACAUCAACUGUGACACUCACACUCAACGGAGGCCAACGGAAAAACCAGCGUUUUUCGUCGUUUUUUUGCGGUGUUAUUGUUUUCGCGUUACAGUACACCUGUUUUCGUUUGCGCGGCACACGGACGCAUCAAAGAGACCUCGACCCAAAGGCCGCAAGCCACCGACAACCCCGCAGAAGGGUGACACGUUCGCAAGAGCAACAGCCCACGGAAAUUCGCCGAACAUGAGGGCCGUCGUCCUGUGCGCAGCCCUGUUCGUCGUGCCCUUGUUCGCUUUAACGCUCAAGGGCUCCGGACCCGAUGGACCAUCUCCUGUGCAUUUUGAACCACAAGUGGCUGUGUUGUGCGAUUCGAAAUCAGAUACUUCGUACUACAGUCAAUAUAUGUCGGAGAAUGGGCGGUGGACAUCCGAUACAAAACGUAAAGUUGGAUGCCUUAAGGAAAAAGUUGACAUUUUGGAUUAUUGCAAAAAAGUUUACCCGAAGAACGAUAUCACCAAUAUAGUGGAAUCAAGCCAUUACGUGAAAAUUGGAAACUGGUGUAAAAUGGGAUACAACAAAUGCAAGCAUACUGACUGGGUGAAACCAUACAGAUGUCUUGGUAGUAAUUUUUACAACAAUCACGGCCACGCUUUGUUUAUAUCCACAGAAGGACAAUUCCAGAGCGAUGCACUUUUAGUUCCCGAAAACUGCAUAUUUGAUCAUGUCCACAACCAGAGCAAGUGCUGGCCGUUUGACCGCUGGAACCAGACAGCUGCGCAAGCUUGUCAGGACCGCGAUCACAACUUGAGGAGUUUCGCCAUGUUGCUACCGUGCGGCAUUUCUCUUUUCUCCGGUGUCGAGUUUGUCUGCUGUCCGUACAAAGAUAAAAUCCAAUUAAAGAAAACGGCACCGAUUGCUGCCACGGACAGUCUGCUUUCGUCCGAUCAAUUCGACGUUGAAGAAGACAUUGACGACGACGACGAUGACGACGAUGAAGAUGACGACGACGUAAACGACGAAGACGACGACGAUGACGACUACGACAACUAUGACGACACACCGGCAGCUCGCACGUCUUCCACGACAACCACUACAACGACCACCACUACAACAGCGGCUCCGACUACGGUCAAAGCGACCACCACGACUACCCAAAGACCGCCGACCACCGAGGGUUCGCGCACCACACCGUCCGGACCUGUCAGGAACCUGCCGACCCCCGACACGUAUUUCACACACUUCGAUCCCAGGGACGAGCACAAGUCGUACAAAGAGGCUUUGAACCGGCUGGAGGAAUUGCACCGAGAGAAGGUGACGAAAGUCAUGAAAGACUGGUCGGAUCUGGAAGAGCGUUACCAAGAGAUGCGAUCCAAGGACCCGCACAUGGCCGAAGAGUUUAAACAGCGGAUGACACUGCGAUUCCAACAGACCGUCCAGUCUUUGGAAGAGGAAGGAUCUGCCGAAAAGCAUCAACUGUUCGCCAUGCACCAGCAAAGAGUGAACGCGCACAUUAACCAACGCAAGAAGGACGCCAUGAACUGUUUCAUACACGCCCUCAACGAAAACACCCCAAACACGCAUAAGGUGCAAAAAUGUCUUCAAAAGCUUUUGAGAUCACUGCACAAGGAUCGCCAUCACACCAUAGCGCAUUACCGUCACUUGUUGGCGUCCAGCGUCGAACUGGCCGAACGUGAAAGAUCCGUGACUUUGGAACAUUUGGUCGAUAUCGAUCACAUGAUUAACCAAUCACUGCAGAUGCUCGAUAGAUACCCGUCGUUGUCGCGCAAAAUAUCUCAACUGAUGGCCGACUAUAUCCAAGCUCUCAGAAGUAAAGACGAUACACCCGGAUCGUUGUUGGCGAUGACAAGAGAAGCCGAAGCGAGCAUACUAGACAAAUAUAAGGCCGAAAUAACUUCAUCUCAGAGCGACAAAGAACACGAACUGUACCCAGUCGAGAAGGAACGCAAAGAACUCAAGCACGAACAGGUCGAGUCUAAAGAAGCAAAGCUCCAGGUGGAGACGGCAGCCGAGUUCGACGCCAACGACAACACCGCACCGCAACGCCCGAUUACACCGACCCCAUUGCCCACAACAGCAGCCAAGACCGAACAAAUACCCGCCGUACAGCACCACGACCAUGACUCUGAGCCGAAGAUCUCUCAUUCUCAAAUCCACGACAUGAGUCUCGGAGAAGUGUCGUUCUCAAUCCGACGAGAAGGGUUCCACCAAGAAUCCCGAAGCGUCUACUUGACGUUGGCGUUCGCAGGACUUUCACUGAUGGCCGCAGUUUUUGUCGGAGUAGCUGUGAUUCGCAGACGAAACGCUAGGUUACCACAAAAUCAAGGCUUUAUUGAAGUAGAUCAAGGAACAUCGCAAGAAGAACGUCACGUAGCCAACAUGCAGAUUAACGGAUACGAAAAUCCCACUUACAAAUAUUUUGAAGUCAAAGAACAACAAUAAAAAACCGAUAACCCAUAUAGCGAGAUACGUACUUAAGAAAGCGAUUUUAAUCAGCCAGCAAUGUUUUUAACAAUAUAUAAUUAUACAUAAUAACAUUAUAAAAAUAUACAAAAAAAAACCGAACGUGCAUGAUACAAAUAGGUAAAAGAUAUUAUUUAGAUCUGAUUAAUUAAAUAAUAGUUUAAUAUAAUAAAGCGUGUCCUGUAGUUUAAAAUCUCAUUUAUAGGAAAAUAUUAUAUUAUUAUCGUCAUCACGAAUGCAUCUGUUAAAAACACAUAUCCUUAAAUCAUUCCAGAAUUUUUAACCUAACCUACUCGUCAUUCUAGUCAAACAUGUUUUUUUUUUAAUAAUAAUUAUAAUUAUACUUUUAUGUUUUGGUUAGUAUCGUGUUUGACAUUCACAGUACCGACAGAACUUGAAAACCACCUAAAAAAACGUGUACAUUGUAAUUUAUCUUCGACCUUUGUCUAGUGCUUUUUAUUAUUAUUUUUUAAUCGUAGAGCAACAUCAGCCUUAUUAAUAGUUAGACGUUAUAUUAGUUAGAUACUUGAAUUAUAACAACUGUUUAAUAAUAUUUGAUUCUACAAGUUUAACAAAAACGAUUACUAAGUACAUAUUAUACUAUAUUUGAAAAAAAAACAACAGUUCCAAAAGACAUCAUCCAAGAAUAACCAAAGAAUGUAGGUAAUACAAAUAUGCUCUUGUCGAGGAAUACUUAUACUAUCGUUCAUUUGAUUUUUCAAGCAAAAUUAUUGUAACAAUGACAAUAAAAACAAAAAAACAAUAGAA